AUGCACGCCGCGAUCACGACGAACUCGCUCAGACACGAUACGAUCAAAGAAGCACAGGUCUUUGACGAGAUCAUGGUCCAGGUUGGUCCCUUCAAUGACCAAAACGAAGAUGUGGCGGAGUGGUCAAUGCCUCAGUUACGACUGACUUUGGAGUCUCUCAAGAGGGCGACUCUCGUGUUGGCGGGCUCCAACUUGACACCGACCUCGGGUCGGCGUCGAACCAUAGUCUCGCUCGUCAUUGGCUAUCAGACUGCCACCUGCCUCGCAGAGAAGCUACAUGAGCUCCCAAUCAAAGUUAUUAAUGUGGGCGACUCACUGCACUCAACUACAGUAUCGCUAUUCAUAUCGCAGGGAUUGAAUGCCAACUACGUAGCACUCAGCCACUGCUGGAUAGCAAUAUUGCCUACCAAAUUCCGCGAUGUUGUUACCAUGACUUGCAAUCUUGUCAUCCGGUAUCUGUGGAUCGAUUCUCUGUGCAUUCAGCAAGACUCAAAAUCGGACUGGGAUAGUGAAUCCAAGAUGGUGGGAUCAGUCUAUCGCAAUUCCAUCGAGGCAAUCCCUGCAAGGGUUUCGAGUGGCAGUAAGGAGGGUGUUCUAAAGGGUGAUACUUCUAUCGCAAAACGCCACAAGAGGAUAUCUCUGACACUUUCAAGUCAGGGAAAAGGGGGGUGCACGGGAUCCACCGAGGUCACUGUUUAUCGUAGAGACCCGACCGAGGAGAUCUUCCGCGCUUUGGACAUAGGCUGUGCUCUGACAUGGCGAGGAUGGACACUGCAGGAAUACAUGCAAUCCCCGCGCCAUAUCCUGUACGGGAAAGACAUGCUGGACUGGAGAUGCUCUUGGACUUUUCUUUCCUCUAACGGCCUCCCUCCCGGGAACGGGACUCCAGGCGAAGCCAUACGCUAG
Messenger RNA from Pyricularia grisea, 906 nucleotides. RefSeq lists its product as uncharacterized. The record is from RefSeq and is a predicted model, not a curated record. The transcript has 5 exons. Lineage: Eukaryota; Fungi; Ascomycota; Sordariomycetes; Magnaporthales; Pyriculariaceae. Bases 1 to 906 code for a protein of 301 amino acids.